Messenger RNA from Schizophyllum commune H4-8, 2092 nucleotides. RefSeq lists its product as uncharacterized. The transcript is spliced from 5 exons. NCBI's taxonomy places the organism in Eukaryota, Fungi, Basidiomycota, Agaricomycetes, Agaricales, Schizophyllaceae. The record is from RefSeq and is a predicted model, not a curated record. Bases 210 to 2030 code for a protein of 606 amino acids.
CGCCUUCAUCGUCCUGUCGCUGUACCUAGCGAGACGAAUCUACGUGGGAUACGAGUUGCUGACAUCGAAUAUGGCGUGACAGUCCCUUAGAAGCCAUGAAACCAACGCUGCUAGUUGUGUCGACUGCAAUCAUCGGGUCACUCAAUAUCUCUAUUCCUGCACUCACCCCAAGGAACACUUUCCAGAGCACAGCUCCCAGGAACGCUUAGAUGGCACGAUAUCGCCGAGUCGACCAAGAGCUCGCUAGAUUGCAGUCGUUGUUCGAGCGGGCCCGGGACACCGUAUCGGCGCAAGGAGACUUGCAACCCCUACUCUCUCGCUGCGAGGCCAUCGUGGCACGCGGCAUCGCGUUCUCUCUGCUCGACGAAGACCCUGAAUUGAUUCCAUCCGAUACUCUGUUCGAGGCAUCCCGAGUUCGGGCUCUACGUCACUCAUUCGAAGCAUACGCACAAUGGAUAGAUCUUUUCUGCAACGAGCGGAACCUCAAUCUCAGCAAGGAUCCGGUCCACGUCAACCGUGUUUUUAGCUGGGUCGAAGUCCUACAUCCUAUGCACCGUCGUUUACCUGCUUCGACGCCCGCGGAGCAGGACUUGGUGCUAACGCUCAACGUGGCGAUCACGAAAAUCCUCUCUUCGCUCGACAAAAAGACUGAUCUCAUGCCAUAUCUUUUCUCCAACCCACGCACUCUUUUCCUCGCCGUCGACCUCUGGGUUCACAUGCCCUCGUACUUCUCGCAGUCCUUGGCUGACGGCACCGCACCUGCCGUCGCCCUGAUGCUCUCGAACACUGUGAAAAGCAUGUUCAAAUUCUCGCUGGCCAACGAGGCGGCCAUCAUCCUCUUCGCAGAGCUGCUCCGCACUGUGCCGGACUCGCGGGGGCUGUAUCGCUGUCUCGUAGGCCACAUGAAGUUCCUCGCCCUCAUGCGGCGAGGAGAUGCGCGACGGCAGGCAUGGGAGACGCACUUCCUCCUGGUCGGCACGACGAAAAACUUGAUCGGCAGAUUCCGUCCUUUCCGCCCUCUCCCCCGCGGGAUGUAUCGGCGCAUCAUCGAGGCGGCGACGCUGUGCCUCCACGAAGGGUACACGUCCGCGGUGAGAGACGCCAUCAUGGCGCUCCGCAUGCUCUUCUUGGGUGCUGCCAGUUGUCCGCGUGGCUAUGUCUGCGCGAUCGAGGUGGAUGUGCUUGGGUUCAUGGCUCGCGCCCACGCCGCCGGUAUCCGAGGCGGCGGUGGGGCCCCGGAAGACGACUCUGACAUCAUCCUCCUGCACAUGCGCGCGAGUCUCGUCUUCCCCUCCGUCCUCCGGGCGCUACAUCGCAAGCAUGGCGCGGAACUUGGCGACGCAGGCAAUCGAAAAUCGCCUAUCGAGCGCGAGUUCCCAGGCCUGGUACAGUUCUUUCGACGUCGAUGGGACGAGUGCACGGAUGAGGUUGCGAAGGAACGUUUCAAUAGCUUUCUGCAAUGCUCGAAUAGUCUUGCUGACUCGCACGAGCACGCUCUCCGAUACUGCCCAUGCGGCGAGGCCUUUUACUGCUCGGUUGAAUGCCAAAGACAACAUUGGCGUGCAGUGCAUAGCAAAACAUGUCGCUCGAAUGAUGGCGUCUGGGGGAUUGGAGACACAAUCACCCUUUCCGACAUGCGAGAUAUUGUCCGCAUGAUACACUCGAUAAUCGUCGCGCAGCGAGACUGCAUCGUCGAAGGUGUCAUCUCGGCCGCGCAACGGAUCAUAAAUCCGCCAACAAAAGAAGAAUUCUGGCAGGAAAUUACGGAAUCAUGGAAGGCGGGUCGUGGCACGCCGGAUCCGCUGUUGGCGCCGGACAUGCCUCUCGAGGUUUACAUCGCCUUCGACCUCUUCAGCCCUCCGACCCAAGGCCGGGGCGACUUUGACUUUCGGUUCCUGUUACGAGAAACCCACGAGGAGGUGGAUCCGGACAAGUUCGUGGUGGACGUGCGCUUCGAAUUGAAGGCCGAGAUGAUCAUCAGGACGUUGCCAGUCGUUUACUAUGUGCAACAGUUACAGUCAAUGGAAUGAUGUGCAUGGGUUACAGCUCUCUCAAUCCUUCUAUCCUCGCUCGCCCAUGCACAAAUGCGUCG